Messenger RNA from Plodia interpunctella (Indianmeal moth), 1672 nucleotides. RefSeq lists its product as uncharacterized. Gene Ontology annotation, cellular component: extracellular region. Gene Ontology annotation, molecular function: chitin binding. The record is from RefSeq and is a predicted model, not a curated record. Lineage: Eukaryota; Metazoa; Arthropoda; Insecta; Lepidoptera; Pyralidae. The transcript is spliced from 6 exons. Bases 135 to 770 code for a protein of 211 amino acids.
GCACGUUGCUCGAGAAUUAUAGGCAGUAUAAAAAUCAGCUACGCUGUAUUUUUCUGUCCAGUGCGCCAUUUUCUGUGUAUAGUGAUACAAAUUUUGUGUUUCUAUUACUAAGUACGUUUCCAGAAAAAAAUAACAUGGCUUUAGUGAAAAUCUUCGCACUCCUCCUUGUGGCCAGCGUGGCGGUUGCCGUGCCAUCCUCUCUCCAAGGCGUGGACCCCAACACACUAUCUUGCGACCCAGCUGGACAGAUAUUCCUCCUCCUACCCCACUUUUCGGACUGCACCAGGUACUACAUGUGCGCUAACGGUGAAGAACUUGAGUUCCGCUGUCCGCUAGGUCAGGACAGUCAAUUGUACUUCGACUUCGAACUUCAGACAUGCAACUACCCGAGCGACACCAAGUGCUGGCUGCGCGACUCCCCUGACGAUAUCGACGAGGGCUCCGGCGCGGACGACCCUGGCUUCCUCAACGAGGACCUUGUCAACCCGAUUGAUGCCCUAGUGGACAUCGUGAGGCCAGGCAAUAUUGAAAGUCACUCUAAUAGCCAGAUCCUGAAUUGCAGAAAUUUGAAGACGGCUUCCAUGCUCGUUGCUUACAAGGAUGACUGCCAACGAUACUGGCGAUGCCAGAAUGGCGUCCCGCAAUCAGUCUAUUGCUCAGACGGGCUUUACUUCAACAGUAGAACGCAACAAUGCGAUUUCGAAGCGAAUGUAAAAUGUCAUGUGGCGCAGGAAGACGAACUCAAUGGCGAAUUCAUAGUUUACAAGUAGACGGCGCUAGUGCUCGACGCGGAGGCCAUAGACAAAUAGAUUUGUUUUUUUUUCUUAAUAACAAAACAGGAGCUGUCUGUAAAUAAGGCUAAAUCGUUUUUUGAUAUUUAAUUAUAAAAAUAUAAAAUUAUAAUAAAUAUGUAUAAAUAGGUUGUGAAACUUUAUACUUAAAAAAAAUAAGAAAAAAAUAUUGAUUUUGGCCUCCAAGUUUUAGAGUAUGUACAGUCAACAGCAAAUCAAGUUACCCUGCACGAAACUCUAUGGCGCGGUAAUAGCGGCGAGUUUGCAAUGAAUUUGGGUAGGUUGAUGUGCUGUUAACUGUACUAGUGUCAAUUCGGCAAUUUAGGCGCAAUCUCUAACUAAAUACUUAUAUUAUAUGAUUUUUAUACUGAUUUAAAUCGAUAACGAUAAGUUUAGUAUGGAUAAGUUAAUUAUUCCCAUUUUAAUCUUAUUAUUCCCUAUUUUAUACACGUACAAUAAUUUAUUACAAUAUUAAAAUACUUAUAUACUUAGGAAUUAAUUGUAAUCAUUUAAAAAUCAUAUAAUUUAAACAAUGGUGGUAUAACAAAUAAGUAUUAGUUAUAUGCAAAACAAUAAGUUAUUUAAUCACGAUAAUAUUCCAUAUAAGAUUUGUUUUAUUUUAUAAAAAUCAAAUCUUUUUUGGAUUUUAAAUCGCGUAUUAAUAAAAUAGUACAAAAUCGCUUAAAAUUAUUCGCAUGAAAUGUAUUUUAUUAUAUUCAGUCAUGCUGAUGAAAAUGCUUUCUUGUAGGAUAUUAAAAAGCAGAUUUUGUCAUGAUCGUAGUUUAUAAAUAAACACAGAAAAUCAAUAAAAUAUUUAACCAAAAUGUAUGCGCUUUGUUAAUUGCCCCUAAUUUGUCGAAAAUAAAAUUCAUUGCAAAUGU